AUGGAUGACAAGGAAGUGAUGGACUUAGACUUGGAAUUAGAACAAGAAUUGACUAAUGAUGAUGUUCAAGUUCCCGAAGAACCCAUAAUCGAAUCUAAUGUACAACUAGUCGGCGAUGAACCCAUAGAUCGAUUUGAAGCUUUACCUCGACCCACUGCCAUUUAUCUGCACGGUGUGAACGAGAUGAGUACGGAGGAUGUCAAGACAUAUGCCGGUCGUCCUGAAACAUUACAAAAGGUUGAAUGGAUUGAUGACAGUUCUUGCAAUCUUGUAUUCGAUACAGCAGAGGAUGCUAAAAAGGUGGCUGAAAGUAUAUUGAUUGAAGUAACAGACAUGGACCAUAAAACCUUGCAAAAGGCUAAACCGUUUGUGUCUGAUGACAUCAUCUGCGAUCAAUUAUCGAUUCGUAUCGCAACAGAUGAAGAUAUAAAACGACAAGGAGCCAGAGAAAGAAGCCGAUAUUACAAGAUCUAUGGCAUUCAGAAUGAAAAGUUGCCCAAAGACAAGGCAGAGGCUCGAAGAGAAUUAAUAGACAGGAUGAGCAAAAACGGAGGAGAUGGACGAAGUGUGUUUGAACGAUUAGGAAACCGAGUGACUGAAGAAAGACCACGAGGCAGAGGACGAAGAGAAAGAAGGAGCAGUCGAUCAGCCUCUCCUAUUAAACGUGAUAUCCCUGACCACCUAAAGCAAAGAUUAGGAUCCAGAAGGGAUGGUGAUGAUGAAUAA
Messenger RNA from Rhizopus microsporus ATCC 52813, 726 nucleotides. RefSeq lists its product as uncharacterized. The transcript is spliced from 3 exons. Bases 1 to 726 code for a protein of 241 amino acids. Gene Ontology annotation, molecular function: RNA 7-methylguanosine cap binding; mRNA binding. The record is from RefSeq and is a predicted model, not a curated record. Gene Ontology annotation, cellular component: nucleus; cytosol. NCBI's taxonomy places the organism in Eukaryota, Fungi, Mucoromycota, Mucoromycetes, Mucorales, Rhizopodaceae.